Penicillium olsonii is the source of this 1476-nucleotide messenger RNA. NCBI's taxonomy places the organism in Eukaryota, Fungi, Ascomycota, Eurotiomycetes, Eurotiales, Aspergillaceae. The record is from the annotation of a GenBank genome assembly.
AUGGACUCUGAAAAGAUGGACGAGAAAGCUCCUGUCGUCGUGAACGAGACUCCCUAUGUGGCAGACGAUGUUUACCCUCUGCACACAUUGGACCACAACCCAAACUAUGUAGAUUGGGUCAUGCGGUAUAACGAUGUCCUCGAUGCCGACAUGCUGAAGAAAUCCCUAUCCAGAUUGCUCGAAAUUGGGGACUGGAGGAAACUCGGUGGACGAUUCCGGUACAAGCCGGAUGGGAUGCUGGAAAUCUUUGUCCCAGGAUCAUCUGCAGGGCCCAGAGAGAAUGUAUCUUUCACACACAAUGUGAUUGAUUCAACGAUUGGAGAUCACCCCAUUGCCAGCAAGCUCCCAGCGAGAACGGUCGGACCAUCUCUUCACCUCGUCUCACCCGAAUCUCGACCCUUCAAUGGCCGCGAAAAUUUCCCUGUCUUCAAAGAGAUGACCGAAAAAGAUAUCCCUCCCAUAUCCGUGCACGUUACAUCGUUCCUCGAUGCGACCAUAAUCGCUCUGUCAUGGCCUCACCAAUUGAUGGAUGCCAUGGGUGGCAAGGCUUUGCUCGCUGGAUGGUCAUCAGUGUUGGCUGGGCGAGAAGAUGAGGUUCCUGAAGUGAUCGGCGCCCGGGAAGAUAUCCUUCAACACCCAGAUAUCCAGAAGCAGGACGAGGAAGAGUUCAUCCUGGAAAAGGAUCGUCUCAGUGGUGCCAGUCUUCUCCUAUUCCAGUUGCGAUUCAUUUGGGACCACCUCUGGAAUGGAAAACGCGAAAAGCGAGUCAUCUACCUCCCCAAGGAAUCAUUCCUCAAAAUGAAAGAUCAAAUUAAGGCUGAGUUGGCUGAAAAUGCCAGUGAUGUCGAGAACCCCCCAUGGGUCACCGAAAACGACAUAAUUUCUGCGUGGGCAGCACGUUGUCUGGCUCUAUCAGAGUCCAGCUCCCGUCCAAUCACUGUCCUGAACUUCUUGAACUUGCGAUUCAGAAUUCCGCUGUUGGCCAAAUCAACUGGCGUAUUCCUUCAAAACAUCUGUGUCGGCACGUUUACCUUCCUUUCGUCCAAGCUGGCUAGGGCGCCCGUUAGUGAGAUUGCAGUUGCGAAUCGGCAGCAUACUGCUGAGCAGGGAACAGAUAUCCAAGGCCGUCGGUUGAUGAACGGCAUGAUGAAGGAUAUUCAGGAAGGCAGGGAGCCUCGCAUUCUGUUUGGACCCUCGAGCGCUGUCUGCAUGGUUGUCAACAACGUUAUCAAGAUCGAGUUGAUGAAGACUGCGCAAUUCGGACCGGCAGUGAUUCGACAGGGCGAGAGCUCUGAGACAAGACGGAAUCCACCGGGUACUAUGAUCAGCUAUUACAACGAAUAUCUCGAUCAUAUGUACGACGCUUUCAAUGCGUUCGUUAUGUUCGGGAAAGAUUAUGGGGACGACUUCUGGCUUGGCGGAGCUUUGUUGCCGAGGGCUUGGAAAGUUUUUGAACAGGAACUUAAGAAGAUGUAA